AUGAAUUCUCAGGAGUUUCGUGAGGCGGCGAAGGCUGCUAUUGACGACAUCACGAAGUAUUAUGACAAUGUCGGCUCCCAAAAGGUUCUCUCUACCGUGACGCCAGGCUAUCUCCGUCCUCUCCUCCCAGCCUCGGCGCCAGCAAAGGGAGAGUCCUGGGAGGCGAUUCAUGCUGACAUUGAGUCCAAAAUUUUGCCUGGAAUUACACACUGGGCAAGUCCAAAAUUCAUGGCCUUCUUCCCGUGCUCAAGCAGCUUUCCCGCUGCUUUGGGUGAAAUGUACUCCAACACCUUCAGCGGAGCACACUUCAACUGGAUCUGCAGUCCCGCGGUGACGGAACUUGAGACCAUUGUCAUGGACUGGCUUGCUCAGGCUUUUGGCCUGCCCGAGUGCUAUCUUAGCGGCGGUAGUACUCAUGGAGGCGGGGUCAUCCAUGGUAGCGCGAGCGAGGCUAUUCUCACCGUCAUGUGUGCUGCGCGUGACAAAUAUCUUGCUGCAGUCACCAAAGACCUGCCUGAUGGAGAAGAAAAGGAGGAAACGCUUUGGACAUAUCGCAGUAAACUGGUUGCUUUGGGGAGCGCCGGCUCUCACUCGAGCACCAAAAAAGCCGCACAGGUUCUCGGCGUUCGGUUUGCUGCUAUUUCCGUAACCGAGGAAGAAGGCUUUUCCCUGACAGGGGCGGCCGUGUCGAAAACUGUGGCGGAUCUGAGGUCACGCGGCCUUCACCCUUUCUACCUAACUGCCACGAUGGGAACUACAGAUGUCUGCGCCAUUGAUGAUUUCGCGGGUAUUGCAGAAGCUUUGGCCCCUACAUUCGAUACUAGCCAGGAUAUCUGGGUUCACGUCGACGCUGCCUAUGCGGGUUCGGCUCUCUUGCUCGAGGAAAACCAGAGCUUAACACCUCCAAUGGCUCGUUUCCAUUCCUUCAACUUCAACCCGCAUAAGUGGCUGCUUACUACGUUUGAUUGCUCGGCGGUUUGGGUUCGUCGAAGAGCUUGGUUAAUCGAGGCAUUGAGUAUCAAGCCUCCCUAUCUGAGAAACCAAUUCAGUGACAACGAGCUGGUAACGGAUUACCGUGACUGGCAAAUCCCCCUGGGUCGCCGUUUCCGCUCUCUCAAGUUGUGGUUUGUUCUGCGCAGUUAUGGAAUCGAGGGUCUGCAAAAUCACAUCCGCAACGGGGUCGCCCUUGGUGAAAGUCUCCAGGCGAAGAUUAAGAGCCGACCCGAUCUAUUCACAGUAUUCACACCCGCACGUUUCGGUCUUGUUACCCUGCGCGUCAAAGGGGCCGAUGAAGAUGAGAUUAAUGCACGCACUGAGGCACUGUAUGAGUCAGUGAACGGCACAGGCGAGUUCUAUCUGACAAGUACUGUUGUGAAUGGUAAAUUUGCUAUUCGCGUGUGUACUGGUGUUGAGCGAGUGAGAGAAGAGCACGUGCAACAACUUUUUGAUGAGUUCGUUGUAAGGACCAAAAUUAACGUGAACGGCAAACAAUGA
Molecule: messenger RNA, 1494 nt
Organism: Clonostachys rhizophaga
Lineage: Eukaryota; Fungi; Ascomycota; Sordariomycetes; Hypocreales; Bionectriaceae
Source: the annotation of a GenBank genome assembly